This is a messenger RNA of Porites lobata, 6351 nucleotides long. Lineage: Eukaryota; Metazoa; Cnidaria; Anthozoa; Scleractinia; Poritidae. The record is from the annotation of a GenBank genome assembly.
GUCUAAACAGUGCUAAAACCUUAGCCCUUCCUAAAGCAUUCGUAAUGGAUCUGUUGGAAACAAGACAGUCUUAGAGGGUAAAUAUUACAAAAAGGGUUUUAGCUUGUAGAUAUGUAACUCAUAACGCACUCCGCAUUCGCUCGUGCAUUGCAGGAUGAACAUGCUGAAAGAGAAGAUAAGCGUACUAUGGAAAUGGCGUCACAACUUCCUGAUGGGUCGGUCAGAACCGCUCCGCUGUGACAGUUUAUGCAGUCAAAAAAUCUCGUAAGCGACCACCUCGGGAACCCAUAAAAGUGGUCGCAGCUAGAGCUGGUUGUUCACGAGCUGUUUACUGGCGAGAAUUUUGUGAAAUUAUAUGCGCUCAUGAAGCGACCUUGGAUAUGAUUGAAAGCUUAUGUUUAUGUAUUUGAGGGCGCGCGGUCGCUUACAUACUAACUUGAGAUCAGCCUCCCUUUCGUGUCGCUUUUAUUGUAAAAUUCUGGUUUUAACACGAGCACGUAAGGGAGAAUGUAUAGUGUUAUGAAAGCACCUAAAAUAGAGCAUGAUCUUUGGAUACUUUGAGCAAAAAUCCUCGACAUAAUUUCUGUUAUUAUUCAUUCAAAAUAUUUCUCCGUUUCUGAUUGGCUAAAAUCCCACGUAUAAUUCAUCAUAAUUCACCAUAACCAGCUACUGUCGACCAAAUUUGGGUGAAUUCUGCAAUAUGUGAAAAAUAACUUCAAAUGUGCAGUAAAUUGCCAAAAUAUUGAACAGUUAAUCGCGAAGACCUGGGGACAAGGUUGAGUUGUUUUGGUAGUGAGUACAAAAUGGCGGAACAUUUCACUUGUUUCAUGAGGAAGAAAAAGGCCAACUAUUGGCUAAAAGCAUAGCAAGUACCUGGUGCAGAUCUAGGAUAAAUACUGACCAAUUUCCUAAACAAGCGCUGUAGGCGUAAGCUGCUGGAGGGGUCUGGGGGAUUUUAACUCCUUAAAGUCCCCUUUCCUGGGUUUCUGAGUCAUUCAGACAGGAUAUUGGCAAGUUCCUUUCUACUCGAAUGAAGCCUUGCAUCUUGAAACGUUUUUUAAAUUUUUUUAAUAUUAAAAACUGGUGUUAUAAAAAAUUUAAUAUUAUAAAAUUUAAUAUUAUAAAACGAUGAAAACGGGUGUGGAUCCGCGCCUGAGAACAGCAAGAAGACAACUCAAUGGAUGACAUCUGCUCUUUAGAGAAUAUUUUACAAAACUUAACAACCCUUUAUCUUCUAAACUUGCUGAUAAACAUGCACUAUCGAAGAUGAACUUAACAUCGACAGAGGUAAGCAUGUUUUAGCUUGGUUUGAAACUAGGAAUAAUUAUUUUGAAUGAAUAAUGAAAGAAUUAUUAAAUUUGGCUUUCUUAUCAUCUGAAGAAUUAUGGAGAUUUUGGAGGGUGUUAUCCGCCUCGGCCUCUCCUCGAUCUUUAUAAUAAUAUUCUUCAGAUAAUACGAAAGCGGAAUUCAAUAAUUAUUAAUUGUUGCCAGUAGGUAGGGGCUUUGCUCUUGGGAAUUCUUAGUGGGGGUGUGCAUCAGUGUUUCUCCAAAUCCUGACCCUUUUUCAGACCAAAAAAUGUCAUUUUCCACACCCAUUUUCAGACCUGAAAUAACUUAGAUUAGAACUCCAACAAGUCCAUUUUGAAUUCACAUAUCUUUCUUUCUUUUUCAUUUGGAAUUCUUUCUUUUUCAUUUGGAAUUGAAAUGUUCAUGCAUUCCUGUAGUUCCCUUCGAAAACCACAUCUGAUUCCAGACAAAACUGUUUAAAGCCUAUACCCAUUUUCAGACCGAAAUAGGGCUAAAACCAUACCCUUUCAGGCUCGCUCAGCACAGACCUAUAAUUGGCUUAUAUAAGGGAGUACCAUCCCCGGGAGUAUUUCAUUGAAUAAGUUUCUUUACGAAUCAUAGAUGUAUCUGUACAAACAAUAUUGCAUAAUCAAAUGGUGACAUCUGAAAUAAGGGAAUAAUUUCACAUGCCUUUUUGUUCAAAUAAUUUCUAAAAAUGUAAGACAUAUUGUGCCCUUGCUAUUUUCACUAGGCAGUAUACCUUUUAUAUUGAUUACCUAUUGAUAUGAAAUUCAUGGUAGCUCGAGAAGACAUCCAACAUUUUGUGACACCAUCACUGAGGUACUGAUGUCUCCUAUAAGUUUCCCUGAAAAAUUGUGUCUGAGAAACGAGUGCAUAAAUUCCAAGGUAAUGACAUGUCAGUACCAAGAUCUUGGGAGUGCUCUGAUUGGUUGAAGCAAAUGUCCCUACCCAGAUCUAUAGGUAGUGACAGUCAUCAGUAUGGAAUUUCUGGGCUCGCUUCUCAGACAUCAUUUUGCAGGGAAAUUAACUUGUCGUGGCAUCACGAAAUGUCGGCUUAAAUAUAUAAAUUAUUAUGCUCUCAAACAUGGGUUUUGCACGUGUGAAAUUAUAAGUUAAUUCUGAAAAUUGGCUCCGUAUUAAGAAGUUGUUUUUUGUCACCCAUGAUAUUACAUGUAUAUCCAGAAUUUGAUCAAUAAAUUAGUGAUUGUAUACGAGUGUUGACUGAGUGGUUGCUUAUGAGAAAUCAAUAACCUAAAAGUGUGGCUGUUUUUUCUAGUAGGAGCUUGUCAUAAUAUUUAGCUCACUUUUUGUGACAGAUCACAUUAAGAACUAUACAUUUUCUCUUGUCUUCCUGUCACUGGCCUUUUUUGUAGCUGGUGUUCAUUGAGUAAAAUGCAGAUGUAGACCAUACCAAGGUACUAUACAACUAAGAAAUUAAUAAUCAACGAUUUUCAAAAUUCUCUAGCUGUCAUCUUUGUUAUUGGCAGUCCUAAUUUCAGUAUUAAUGGGAGAGGUGACAACACUCAGUCCAACAUUUCAAUACUGUGACCAACUUGCCAUGUUAACUUAAAGUAAAUUACAUAAAUACAGUCCAUGAUUAUUUUAUUACCAUAGUUUGUAUUUAUGUUAUUUGCUUUAAAUUAAUGUGGCAAGUUAGUCAAAGUAUUUAAUUUUGUAUAGGCAGUCAAAAAUUAUGUGUAAUAAUAUUAAUAUUAAAUAUUGAUACAUACAUCUAAUAAUAGUAAUACAUGUUGAUUUUCCCCCUUUUCCAUGACUAUUUUUAUAGGUUAGAGGGAGAAAUAUGUUGUUCGAGGCUGCUAACAGUUCAAAGGAUUACCAUGGAGACCCACCUCAGCUUCUUUAUGAUGUCCCAUCUUCUAGUGGUAUUCAGACAACAGACAAGGAACCAAAAUUGCCUGUGGAUAUUCUGUUUUUGACAGUUGAGAAUGAUGAGUUUUUAGCUUGUUACCAGCAACUUAAAAAUCCAUGCAGACAGUGGUUUGAUGACCUUGGUUAUGUUUACUUUGAGGAAGAGGAUGAAAGUCAAAAAGAGAAAGUGAAAAUUGCAUUGUUGAAGUGCUAUGGUGGAAGUGGUGGUCCAGGUGGUUCUCUGAUUUCUGUGAAGAAUGCUGUCACUGUGCUAAGACCCAAGGCAGUUAUAUCUGUAGGAGCCUGCAGUGGUCUUAAUCCUGCGAAAACAAAGUUAGGAGAUGUCAUUGUUUCAUCUAGAUUAUCAACUUAUGCAUCCAAACUAGUAAUGUCUGAUCAAGAGCAAUCAACUGGCUUGAGAACUUAUAUCAGCAAACAUUUUCUUAAUGUCAUAAAGAAUUGUGCUGAUGGCUGGGAGGCUCCUUUGAAGAAUCCGGAAGCAAGUCAAGCAGUUGAAGUACAUUGUGGUGAAAUUCUGAGUGGUCCAGAGCAGAUCCAGGCUGAGUAUCGACGUGAUCAACUGGCUAAGUGCAACCUGAUGGCAAUGGCUGUGGAGAUGGAAGGCGAAGGUGUUUGUCAUUUUUUGUGUAAUCAUAUUCCAGAAACUUCCUGAUAUUACUUGAUAUGCAUAUAGUGCACAAGUCUUUAGUGCAAUGACUCGUAAGAUGUACGAAAAACUCAGGAAAAUGUAGUGAGAAUAUAAUGGUCACACGGAGGUACUGAUGUCUCCUUGUGACACUCCCUUCCCAUCAGUCUCUUUUUUGACUCAGUGCUAGAGUAACUAGCCUGAGUUAAUUGGUACAUAGUGUCUGUUUAGUACAUAAUUAUUAUAGAUCAAAGAUGACUUAAAGAUAAUUAUGUUUUAAGAGCAAAAAACUAGGUUGGUGAGGGCAUUUGAGUCAUAGAAGGGUUUAGAUUGUUCAUAAUUAUUUUCCCCAGAGUUUCACCAUUGUUCAUAUUUUUGUCUCAGUUGUGGGGAUCUUACAUUGCUUGUAGUUGCUGUAGGAGAGAACCCUGGGAACAAGGUGAUGUGAUGUGCUCUUACAGUGCUCAGUGGGUCCUUGAACCUAACUUUUUUUCUUUGGGAUUACAAAAUCUUAGUUUUUUCAUAAAAAAAAUUAUUUCCUAGACAGGCUGGAUUCCACAGGUUUGGAGCUUUGAACUCCCUUCAAGUUUUCUUAGAGCACAGCCUUUUAGAACGGUUACACACCAUUCUAGACAAAACAUUUUUCGGUGCCAUGUCAGCUACCACGGUUUAUUCUAGAAAUUAGCGAAUGAGGGUCAAAUGGCCCCCCUUCUGUAAUUUUAGGGGAGCCCUUUUUCAAGAAAGGGGGAAGGGAAGCUUUGCCGCCAUUUUGGAACAUUCUGGGCAACUGAAAAAGCCUGGGCUCGAAUGACUGCAGAAUCCCGGGUGUUUUGUGUGGUGAAAUAAUGACUCAAAAAGAGAAGAACAGAAAGGCAAUUGAGGCAGUAAGAGUCUAUAAAAGUUCAAAGUAAGUUUAUAGAUCGGCCGUCAAAUCAGUGUUGUUGUCAGUUACGUUUUCGAAUACUCUAUUUCAAAUAGUACUUAUCCUUCGGUCUUUAUUUUUUGCGCCCCAUUUGACGCGGCAGCGUAAAUUUUAUGCGGCUUUUUUUCCAAAUUUCGGGAAUCCCACAAGGCUGCGCUCUAGAAUAAACCCUGACUGUUAUAUGUGUCUGUACUGAGAGAGAUCACAGGAAACGACCAUGCCAGUCACAAAUAGUGGGCAUUUUAUUCAGUACGUUGUUCAAAAUGGAAUAAAGUACGGUACAAUAAUAUACUUUAAUUACCUUGACCUGGCCCUUGAAUGCAUGUGUAGUUGUGUCUGAUAAAAAAUGUUCAACUGUUUGUUUGAAAUUCAAACAUCAAGUUGAAACAUCAUGUUAUGAUUGGCUGGUGUGAUAUCGAUUUUACCGACCCAACACAUGUAAAUGUAAAUGUAAAUGAUGUUAGAAAACGUAUGACAGACACUUGCAUCCAUCAACUGAAGUCAAACUUUCCUCUGUUAAGUCACUUCCCUACCUCUGAAAGCAGAAGAGUUACAUAACUCUGUUUUGGAUUACAGGUGUUUUCACUGCAGCAUUUGACAGCGGGAUUGAAUGGCUGAUUGUCAAAGGAAUAGCUGAUUAUGCAGUUAGCAGCAGUGCUCAACAGAACGCAAAAAGUUGGCGUCGCUGUGCUUGUGUGAUGGCCGCUUCACUUGUUAUGCAUAUUUUGAGUAAUUCCACUGUUUUCCGUUCCUGGCCUCAUUAUAAAGGUAAUUUUGACAAAACCCUAGUCUUGUUUUGUUUGUUUGUUUCUAUUUUGUUGCGUUUUUUUUAUGUAUCUCAACUUCAAAAAUGCUGUUAAAGCGAAAAGUAUCCUGUGCCAGUGACGAAACUUAAUUCUGAGGAUGACACACAAGUUUCCUCUGUUCAACGACAACCAUUUCUUUGAUCAUUUUUGUCAUAGUUAAUUUUUGCAGUAUUACUGAAAACGGCACCAACAAAAAAGCUCUGUAUGACAGUGUACUUCCCCUCUGCCUUCUCUCCAAACCUUGAAUUAAUCCCUGUGGUCAUCACCAUGGCAAUCUGCAGUAUUAAGGCUGAUGUCAACUAUAGGGAUAAUGAUACGUUAAGGUGCUCAGACCAAACCUAUAUUGAAAAUAAUUUAUUACUUUCUGAUCAGUGGUAUGACACAAGUUCAUUUCUCAGAAAUGCUCGGCAAACCAUAACUGAGUAGUUUCUUUUUUUGUUCUUUCUUUCUUUGUCUAUUUACAAAUUUGCCCCCUGUUGUAGGUUCUUUUGCUAUUACCCAACCCAAACGCUAUAAGUAUAACACUUCAUAUCCUAAGAAACUAAGAUUUUUAAAGUUGGUUUUUCAAACUAAGUGUGCCCUUUUGCGUGCAAGGUGUUCGCAAGACGAUGAUUGAUCAUGAAAUUAAUUUUACUUUCUUUGCACCAGGAAGAGUGGCAGGGAUAAAACGCAGCGCAGAGUGUGUGGAAGUCGCGGGAAGUGUUAAAUCUCUGAAGUCAGACGUCGCUGAUGUGCAACUGCGAUUAACACAAGUGGAAGAAAAACAGAGCUCUGCUGAACCUCCAAUAAUUCCAGGUUAG